Messenger RNA from Penaeus indicus, 3203 nucleotides. RefSeq lists its product as uncharacterized. NCBI's taxonomy places the organism in Eukaryota, Metazoa, Arthropoda, Malacostraca, Decapoda, Penaeidae. Bases 87 to 1358 code for a protein of 423 amino acids. The transcript has 7 exons. The record is from RefSeq and is a predicted model, not a curated record.
GACCAUUGCACAAACACAGGACUUCAUGCUCGCUUUACAAAGAACCAUUUCUACGUGUCACCGCCUCUUCUGGCCGAGAAAUUGUCAUGAAUAAGAAGGGAAUACGCAAAGUGCCCAUCGGUAGCUCAGUCCUCCCUACCCCCCCUGAGAAGGACGGCCGAGUGCACUGGGGUCACGACGAUGUUCUCAGUCUCAUCAACAAGGUCAAGGACCACUGGCCGCAGUUCUGCAAUGGCGUGCGCAAGAAGAAGUACAUUUGGAAGGACAUUGCGACACAGGUGACCCAUGACGGCUUUCCUGUAACGGGGGAUGACUGCGACAGGAAGUGGAGGAAUCUGAAGAUCCGAUACCUGGCGGUACUGGACAGGCAGAUGUCUGGCGAGAAGACGGGACACAGGAUUGACUAUUUCGACAACAUGCAUGAAUUUCUCAAAGACGAUGCUGAUACUCAGGCCUAUUUUGAAAAUCGACGGGCACAGCAUACUAUACAUGAAUUCAAGACUCACAAUGAUACAGAAGAUGAGGAUUUUUCAGAUAUAACUUCAGAUGGUCCAAUGGAGUGGAGUGAUGCCGCUGUGCAGAUGCUGCUCGAUCUUUUACUGGAGUUUAGAGAUUGGUUCACAGAUAGAGAGACAGACCGUGAUGACAACACAAUCUGGGAGACUGUUUCAGAACAGAUGAAACUGGAGGGUCACCAAGCAGGAGCAUUACAGUGCAAGCGGAAAUGGGCAAAUUUAGCUCAGGGCUUCCAGCAUCACAAGGCUGCUGUGGAGGCAACUGGAACACUGCCUUUGUGGCCUUUCUACACCAGAGUUAGACAUGUGAUGAAGGUUGUGGGCAUGCCGAUACCAGCGGACUUAGACGGGACAAAUUCACUGAAGCGCCGGGGGAAAAUGUUGCGCAGCAGUCCGAAAAAGAAGAAGCAGAGAUUCUUCAAGCAAGAAGUGGAGGACAUAGAUGACGACUAUACAGAUGAGCCCAGUGAGGAGAUGCUUGAGAUGAGAGAACCCCCCAUCCCUUCUUCCAUGGCCGGUGGGUCUGCCAGGUCGCCCAACCUCCUGGAUGGUGCUGUUACCCCAGGGGAGCUGCAAGAAGUUUGCCUCAGACUAGAGCGCCUGGAGGAAAACCUUGCCAUAAGCAGACGACUCGAACGCCUGGAGGCCCGCCUGGAUGAUGCAUCACAGCAACGCGAGGCGCAGCACCAAACGAACGCCCUGCUCUCCCAAGUCUUGUCAGAAAUUAGUCGAUUAAGCCGUACCUUAACGAACCGAUUCAGCAGUCAGGCGACAGUACAAGAAUCCACUGACUUAGGGUCGGGGAUCACCAUCGUUGUGCCACAUUCGCAACACCUUGAAUGAUAGUAGAAUUUGAAGGAGAAAUGUUACAUUACUCGCUCAUUUCCCAGAUUGUGAUAUAUUUUCAUUCUAGAAGGAUUCAUUAUUUUUUAUCAAACUUGUUCCUCAUAUAGCAGAUUUAUUCCUAUUCUUUCAUGUAUGUACUACAGAUGGAUUGUUGAUAAAGAGUAUAAUAAAACCUCAAAAAGUUUUAUAAACAUAUUUCUGUGUACCAUGAAUUUUGUUUAUCCCCAAAAUAUUAACUGUUAUGUUGAUAAUUAUAUAAUACCUGAUGUUCCUAUAUAUUGUGAUUGUGUGUAGGAUUUCCUUUUUCAUAUGUAAUACUGAAGUGUGUCUUAACUCUAUAGUGAUAUUUGAACUUUCUAAGGAGAAACAACACAGCCUGUUGAGAUAUCAGGUAUAUUGUUAUGUAAAAUGCCAAAAGUAUUUUCAGAUCAUGAAUAUGCAAGAACAUGCCUGUGUGGGUGAUAUGUAUGUAUAGAUGUCUGUAUGGUUGUAUAUGAAGAUGUGUAUUGAUAUAAAUAUGAUUGUUAUGAAGGCUAUGCAACAAUAAAUAGUAACUUGUACAUGUAUAUACAUUUAUUGGAUAUAUGUCACAAGAAAGACCUUACUUUUUCUCUUUAAUUAGACAUUUUCGUAUGCCUGAACAUACCUCUUUCUGUUGAAGUUUUAUUUCUCUGAAGACCAUGCUUGAUAUUUUUUUGUUACAUUUAGCUUGUAGCUUAGGAAGUAAUCUUUUGUACAUUAUAUUUUCUAUGGAUGCAUCAUUUCUAUAUCACCAAGACAUUUUUUUUUUUUUUGCUUUGUACUGGAAUUUUCAAGAAUGUUUAAGUAUGGGCUUUCUAAUAGUACUUUAAAUUUCUAAUUAUUUGUCCAAAGUCCAAAGCAGGAAGAUACAAUAUUUUAUUCAUUUGCAAAGACCUGCAAUUUUAAUUGUUAACCUUGAGAUUUGUAUUUUCAUUCAAUUCUGCAUACAAGUUUUCUGACUAUUUUUAACCCAUUGCUGCCGGGGAAAAUGAACAAAAAAUGGGGAAAAUGCCGUGCCUAUUUUCUAUAUUUUUUUUGUGAAAUGUCUGCCCAUAGAUGGCUCUGUUAGUGCCUGAUUUGAAACGGUGGUAAAAAUGUAUUUUUCACUGGUGCCAUGAAUAUUGGUGUUAUUUUUAUUAUAAAUAUUAUAAUUAUUAUAGUGUUUUUUUAACAUUAGUAACAGCAAAAUAAGAAUGUAAAAUAUUCUGUAAAUCAAAGAAAAGGGUAAAUGGGAGAGACAGGUGAUUUAAUACAAGUGUAGCCAUCUAUGUGUUAAAACAAUCAAACAAGUAAUCUCUCAGUGGGCAGGGCAUGGCAUGCCCAUAGGCAAUGGGUUAAAAUUUGCUUUUUUCCCAGCAAAUUAUCUUGACUUUUUUUCUAAUUUAAAGAUUUUUCCCUUUAAUUCUUGUGCAAAUCAAAAUCAAAAGUAUCUUUACAUGUGUUUUAUUCAUAUAAGAUAUGACAAAAUGGAGUGUCACAGGCAGUGCAACAACCAUAAAUAUCUAAAUCUAUCAAUUUACAAAAACAUUCUGCUGUACAAACACACAAAAAACAUAACAUAUAGGAAUCAAGUUUUUGGAAACAACAUACAGUUUGCAAGAACUCCCCCCCCCUCCUUGUUAGCGGGAGGAGCUGCUUGUCUACGUGCUUUUGCAUAAAUGAAGCAACCAAGGAGUUUCUCUUUACAAGGUGCCACUACAUUUAUACUCCUAAUAUCCCAUCAUGGAGAACAGGUAACUGACGAGGAAAAACUUUUAAAAGCACGUGAAAUAUACAUAUAGUGCACUUCAGCUUGAAUAAAAAGAGAGAGAAAAAAAAGAA